Molecule: messenger RNA, 2180 nt
Organism: Juglans regia (Persian walnut)
Lineage: Eukaryota; Viridiplantae; Streptophyta; Magnoliopsida; Fagales; Juglandaceae
Product: serine/threonine-protein kinase haspin homolog
Exons: 15
Coding region: 48-1922 (624 amino acids)
Biological process (GO): protein phosphorylation; intracellular signal transduction; mitotic cell cycle
Cellular component (GO): cytoplasm; nucleus
Molecular function (GO): ATP binding; histone H3T3 kinase activity
Source: RefSeq, a predicted model, not a curated record
AGCCAUUUUCAAACUCUGCCGAAUCCCCGAUACCUGUGAAUCAGAGCAUGGGUUCCAAGGCAGGUGGAAAUUCCAGUGACCUAUGGGCAGAAAUCGUAGCCACUGAAAACCAACAACAAAAGCAACAAGUUGAAGUGAUUUACAGAAGAAGAAGAACCCAGAAAACCCCUCAAGAUGUAGACUUGAAGCAGCCGAUUUUAAGUCGUCGGAAUGGGAAUCGGAUGAGUUUGGCGGGCGAGGCCGCCAACAAGCGAGUUAGUUGGAACCGGUCCCUUUCCACCAGAGGAAGGACAAGUAUUGCUGUUGGUACUUGCGUGGAUUAUCAGCCUCAAGGGAAGCAGGCUAGACGAAAAGGAAAACCUGCUCUACCCAAAGGAAAAUUUGUACAAGCUCCAACUUUUGAGAAGGAGAGGGCAUACUUUCAAGAGGUCGAUGCCUUUGAGCUGUUGGAGGAGAGUCCCUCGCCCAAGAACUUCAGUACAUGGGCCAAGGGCACUCAAACUAACAAUAUUGCAAUACCACGUUUGUCCUCAAGACUAGAGAAAUGGCUGAUUUCGAGGAAAUUAAACCAUACUUGUGGACCUUCCAGCACACUGUCGAAGAUAUUAGAAACUCCAGCCAUGCCCUUGGAACCUAUAUGUGGCGAUGAUUUAAAUUCCUCAAAUUUGAGAACUCCAGAAAAAUCUUCUAUGAAGACUAAUUCGAAGUUGCUUGCGGUCCAUAGCAGAUUAAGUUCGAUUUUAGCUGAUAAAGAUGCACUUGAGAGGGAUCACAAUUCAAAAUAUAGAAAUUUAGUAUCAGGGAGUGAGGGUCAAAGGUGUUGUGAAGAUUUAGAGGUUGCUGUCAGGAAACUCUCUCUGGCAUCAACGUCGGUUUCCUUUGAUGGUGAUCAGUUGGAUCCCUUUGCCGCAUUAUUAGCAGUUUGUGGACAGCCAUCUCCUUCAAAGCUAAAGGAUGUAUUCUUCAAGUAUUGUGAACUGGGAAAUAUCGCUAAAAUUGGUGAAGGUACUUAUGGAGAAGCAUUUAAAGCUAGCAACUAUGUUUGCAAAAUAGUUCCUAUUGACGGAGACUUGAGAGUGAAUGGGGAAGUGCAGAAGAGGUCAGAAGAAUUGCUUGAGGAGGUCAUUCUUUCUCGAACUCUCAACUGUUUAAGAGGUUGCGACGGUGAUGUUUAUAACGCGUGCACCACAUUCAUAGAAACAAUAGAUUUAAAGGUGUGCCAAGGUUCUUAUGAUUCUGCAUUGAUCAAAGCUUGGGAAGAUUGGGAUGAGAAUAAUGGUUCAGAAAACGAUCACCCCAAGGAGUUUCCAGAGAAACAGUGCUAUGUCGUAUUUGUGUUAGAACAUGGCGGCAAGGAUCUUGAAAGCUUUAUACUUUUGAACUUCGAUGAGGCACGGAGUUUGUUAGUUCAGGUUACAGCUGCGCUGGCUGUGGCUGAAGCUGCAUAUGAAUUUGAACACCGAGAUCUCCACUGGGGAAACAUACUUUUAAGGCGGAAUGAUUCUGAAACAUUGCAGUUCAUUCUUGAGGGGAAGCAUAUAUCUGUCAGAACAUUCGGAUUGUUAAUAUCAAUAAUUGACUUCACGCUUUCAAGAAUCAAUACUGGUGAGGAAAUACUAUUUUUAGACCUAGCCUCGGAUCCUGAUCUCUUCAAUGGUCCAAAAGGAGAUAGACAAUCAGAAACGUAUAGAAAGAUGAAGGAGCUCACAGAUGAUUGCUGGGAUGGAAGUUUUCCUAGAACAAAUGUGCUAUGGUUGCUGUAUUUGGUGGAUAUACUACUCCUGAAGAAAUCGUUUGAACGCAACUCAAAAAAUGAAAGAGAUUUGCGCGCCCUGAAAAAACGUCUAGAUAAGUAUCAGUCAGCCAAAGAGGCAAUUUUUGAUCCUUUCUUCAGUGAAUUGUUGAUCAUGGCGUGUGAGUGAGAAGUGGGGGAAGCAAAAGAGGUGGUGGUGACAGAAAAGAAAAGAUGGUGUUUGUCUUGUACAUAUUUAGCAGGAUGUGGGGCAGAUGAUCAUUGUUUAAAGUUGGUAUCUUCUUCAUAGUUUGUGAAAUAUAUGAUGCUAAAUGUGAUUAUUAAAGGAUAUGAGUCUGACAAAAAACAGUUUCACUACCUUAACAGUGACGCUAAUUAUCACUACUGAUUUUGCUAGUAAAUUGUAUUGUAUUGGGUAUUGGUAACU